Messenger RNA from Bicyclus anynana (squinting bush brown), 1427 nucleotides. RefSeq names its product protein tilB (gene tilB). Gene Ontology annotation, molecular function: protein binding. NCBI's taxonomy places the organism in Eukaryota, Metazoa, Arthropoda, Insecta, Lepidoptera, Nymphalidae. The record is from RefSeq and is a predicted model, not a curated record. Gene Ontology annotation, cellular component: cytoplasm. Gene Ontology annotation, biological process: outer dynein arm assembly. The transcript has a single exon. The coding region runs from base 129 to 1427 and encodes 432 amino acids.
GUAAAUUGGAACGUGGACUGAAAUUUGUUACUUAGCAACGGUUGCUAAGAGUACACUGUCAUUGUUUGAAUAAGCGCAACAAUUUUUAACUCACAGUGAGUAGCAAAAUAUUCUUUCUCUAAUAAAAAAUGGUUAAAAUAACGGUAGAUUUGGUUCGCAAGAAAGCAGAACAUCAUGAUUGUUUGUUAGCCCCAUUAGAAGAGAUUGCAUUACAUCAGGAAAAUAUAGAAAAAAUAGAAUACUUGCAAGACUGGUGCCCGAAACUCAAAAUUCUUUUAAUGCAAAGUAAUUUGAUAGCUAAAAUAGAAAAUCUAAAUAAAUUGAAACAUUUAACGUAUCUUAAUUUAGCACUUAACAAUAUUGAAGUGAUUGAAAAUCUAGAAAGAUGUGAAUCUUUGCAAAAAUUGGAUCUCACUCUUAACUUUAUAGGAGAUAUCGUCAGUGUGGAAAGUCUUAAGGAUAAUUACAAUUUGGAAAAUUUGUAUUUGACUGGAAAUCCAUGUACAGACUAUGAGAACUACCGUGAUUUUGUAAUUGGUACAAUACCUCAACUUAAUUCACUCGAUGGUAGAGACAUUGAACGAUCUGAUCGUAUCAAAGCUUUGCAAAACCUCCCUAUUAUUAAAUCUGACAUAAUAUUUGAACAACAAAUCUAUAUGGGUCAAAGAAAAGUUCAAAAAACACGACUUGAUAGAGAUAUACAAGAUAAAUGGGAAAAUCUGUACAAAGACAUGGAUCCAGAGGAAAGAAAUAAGAAGUUUUGGGCUGAAAAAACAGAGCAUGCGCCUGAAGUGAGAUAUGAAAUUGAACGUAUGAGGCAACUAAAACUAAAAAGCUGCGAGACUAAUGAUAAAAAAGAAGAAAAGCGUGAAUAUAGAUUAUUUACUAAUGACGGUAGACCAUUUAAUAUAAACCAACCAAAAAUAGAUUUCAAGUUUAAUGUUGAAGAACCUAAUAAAUACAUUUUAGACUUGGCUGUGUAUAAACAUUUGGAUACUAGUUUACUCGACGUUGAUAUUCAGCCAAAUUAUGUAAGAGUUAUAAUCAAGAACAAAAUAUUUCAGCUUCAUUUGCCUGAUGACGUAGAUACAACAAAUUCAAAAGCUGAAAGAUCCCAAAUUACUGGACAUUUAGUUAUUACGAUGCCGAAGGCAAAUAUUUUGAUUGUAAAGAAAAAUAGUAUUCCACAAAGAAAUAAACCAACUCCACAACCCUACACUGAGCAUAAAGUAAAAGACUGUCAAAAAGGUGCAGUUCAAUCAAAAAGAGAGUUAUUAGAAAUAGGGCCUCCAGAUAACGUACUAGAUUUAUCAAAAAUGACCCUAACUAAAUCAAAACCUGAUUAUAUAAAUCCUAGAUUUAGUGUUGGCUGUAAACAACCCUCUCCAGACUUCGUGGAUAAUCCAGAAGUUCCUGAUCUUAUUUAG